AUGGCUGUCAAAAAUGAAAUCCCCGAAACAAUGCUCGCUGCAGUCAUAGAAGCUUUCAAUGAGCCUAUCAAGAUCCAAGAAGUGAAGGUUCCAGAUACGCCCGAUGAAAGGAUUCUGGUGAAGAUCGAAGCGGGAUCGCUUUGUUCCUCUGAUUUGAUGGCUUGGAAAGGCUAUAUGCCUUAUCUUACCUCUCUGCCUUAUUGCGGCGGUCAUGAACCUGUGGGUACCAUUGUCAAGAUUGGCUCCGCAGUUCGUGGGUUCACUGUGGGCGAGCGAGUGGGCUUUAUCAUGUUCACAGAUAUGUGCGGAGUCUGCGACGAAUGCUUCUCCGGGGAGCAUCGCUAUUGUGCACAGAAAAAGGCCAUUGGAUUUCAAGAUAGCUAUGGUGGUUUUUCAGAAUACUCGCUAGCAGAUCCACGUUCCACGGUCAAACUUCCAGAUGAAUUGAGCUUCGAAUCGGCUGCUCCAUUGUUUUGUGGCGGAGUGACCGCGUACAGUGCAUUGCUCAGGGUCCGUGCUUCACCUGGACAACUGAUCAACAUCAUCGGAUGCGGAGGCGUUGGUCAUCUUGCUAUCAUGUUUGCCAAGAAGAUGGGAUACCGGAUUCAUGCUUACGACAUAUCCGAGGAGAAACUAGCGCUGGCGAGGGAUUGCGGUGCCGAUCAGGCGUUUGACUCGCUGAAUCUACCCUCCAAUCCUGAGAAAGCCGCCUCGACACUUGUGAUUAGCGGUGCCAGUGCAGCGUAUAACUCUGCUGUGGGCCUGACUGCAAACCAUGGUGCUGUCGUUGCUGUUGGAAUUCCUCCAACUGAUAUACAGGUCUCUGCGAGCAAUACCGGCUCCAAGGCGGAUCUCAUCGCGCUGCUUGACCUCGCAGCCCGACACAACAUUAAACCAGUUAUUGAUGUACGAAAUAUCAGGACAGUCAACGAGGCUUACCAAGAUCUUGCCAACGGGAAGAUUGACGGACGUAUUGUUUUCAAAUUCAACUGA
Molecule: messenger RNA, 993 nt
Organism: Penicillium odoratum
Lineage: Eukaryota; Fungi; Ascomycota; Eurotiomycetes; Eurotiales; Aspergillaceae
Product: alcohol dehydrogenase
Exons: 9
Coding region: 1-993 (330 amino acids)
Molecular function (GO): oxidoreductase activity; zinc ion binding
Source: RefSeq, a predicted model, not a curated record